Hippocampus zosterae (dwarf seahorse) is the source of this 5001-nucleotide messenger RNA. It is a transcript of the gene cep131, whose product is annotated as centrosomal protein 131. NCBI's taxonomy places the organism in Eukaryota, Metazoa, Chordata, Actinopteri, Syngnathiformes, Syngnathidae. The coding region runs from base 205 to 3861 and encodes 1218 amino acids. Gene Ontology annotation, biological process: intraciliary transport involved in cilium assembly; cilium assembly; regulation of centrosome duplication. The transcript has 28 exons. Gene Ontology annotation, cellular component: centriolar satellite. The record is from RefSeq and is a predicted model, not a curated record. Gene Ontology annotation, molecular function: protein binding.
GCUAACGGAAAAGGCGGAACUGAUGGACGCCUUCGUGAAAAGAUGUUGUUGACUUUGAAUAUUUGGUGGUUUUCGUUCUUCCCUGGUCCCAGUUAACUGACGGAGUGCGUAAAUUCUCCCGUUAAGUGGACGUUGGCAUUCCCCGUUCGUCGGAGAGUUUCUUUAGUAAUGCGGCUCUUCACAUGCUAAAGUGUGAAGUGAAGGAUGCACGCCACGCGAAGCCCCUCGUCCAUCUCGGCCACCCCGCCGGGGGACGCCCUGGACCUCAGCUUAUCCGGCUCGCGGCUCUCUUUCUCCAAGAGACCCGGCGGCGGUGCCGGCAUGUUGCCCGCCGGCAAGUUCUUGGCCCGCUCGGUGUCCGUGUCGGCGCCGUGCGAGGCCCGAGGCAAGCGCAACACCCUGGGCGACGGCGUGGGAAGUCCUCGCUCGGUCAAGAACCUGCGGCGCUCCAACAGCACCACACACGUCAGCCAGCAAGCACACUUUGUGCUCAGUCCGGACCACCACAGCGGCGACUACCUGACCGUGUUCAACAGCGGCGCCGACGGCCGAAAGAAACCGGACGGGACCACCUGGAACAUCUUGGACGAGCAACCCCGGGCACCCGCCGCACUCCCCGUUGGCCGUAGCAGCGCCAGCGCAGACGCACCCAGCGGCAUGAAGAGACGAGACCCUGCCGCAUCAUUCACUGCCAACAACAGGAGCAACAAGGGCGCCGUGGGCAACGCCGUCACCACCAUCUUGCACAACAACCACGGCGACAAGCCGCUGACCCCCAAAAGCUCCAACCAGAGGCCUCCCUUCAACAACCUCCUGAAGGCCAGCGCCAACGACGACGUCUCUCUGGAGAAUGGCUCGCUCACAAAAUCCCAGAAGAACUUUUCCUCCACUUCGUCCAACAACAAAAGUUCGGUUCCGCGCGACAGCCCACCACCGCAGCGCUGCAACCAAGUCUCUGAGGAGGAGGCCGAAAGGUACAUCCAGCAGGUCAACCAGGCGGCCGUCACCAUCCAGCGCUGGUUCAGGCGACACGCCAGGCGGCGCCGCGCCAACCGGGCCGCACUGCGACGCAUCCUGGACAGCAAAAGAAAGGAGUGGCAGGAGCGAGCCGAGACCGAGAGUCACCUGGAGACUCCUCGAGACGACCGCAAGCUGAUUCGAGAAGAAAAAGCUCGCCAGGCGCGCCUUGCCGCUAUCCACGAGCUGCAGCAGAAAAGAGCCCAGCAUCCUCCUUCUCAAUCUCCUCAACUUCUGGGCCCAGAGGCAGACGUAGAGCACCGCAGGGCGAGCGGCAUCGCCCCAGGCAAGAAGCCAGCCAAGAUUUUGUCGAGUCGCGCAUCUCCAACCAACAGCGUCAGCGUGUCGCCAACACACGCCAAAGCCAACAACACGGACUUCCACGCGAACGCGGCAGCCGACUUGAGCGAAGUGAGCUUCAGGGCGGUAUCUCCGGUGUUGACCAAUCACAGAGCCUCGCCGUGCGCGCAGGAGCGCAACGGCGUCACAGAGGAAGAUGAUGGCGACGACAGGGAGUCUAUACGUCAAGCGACACCUGGUUUGUCUCGCCUGGCGGUCCCCGAGCCCAAGCCUUGUGACGAUCUGCAGCCGCCAGCCCAGAUCAAGCCGGGAAGCGGCAGGCGAAGUGCCAGCGCCAGGCUUCCCAUGAGCGCCAGAAGUCCUCCUUCGACCAGGAAUGUCAGCCCUGUGUCAGCGGCAGAUGUCAAGGCUAAGAAUGCGCCAUCUGGCCGCCGCCUUCCGGACGAAUUUGCCGAACUGUCCUCUUUCCGGACCCUUUCCCCCUCCUUGCCCAGUCGCGGCGGUUCUCGGUGUUCUCAGGAGCAUCCUCGCAGGCAUUUGAGCGGCGAGGAUCGAUCCUGCGCGACGUCCAAGUCCACCCUCAACGACCUGCUGGACACCAUCAAGCUGCUGGAGGAGGAACCCGAGCGUCUUUCCGAGCCUAAAUGUUACAACAAAGACAAAUACGCCUGGAUCGACCAGGACGGCGAUGCGGAUUCGCUGACGGCCGACAACCUGGAGCGCCACGUCCAGCUCAGCCUGCCGCCGCUGCCGCCGGACGGAGACGCCGCGGCGCUGCUGUCGGAGGCCAAGCUGCAGAGCAUCAUGAACUUCCUGGACGAGAUGGAGAAGUCGGAGCAGGAGCGCCCGCGUUCCACCGCCUCGCACAGAGAAGCAGCAUUUUUGGAGGAGGAGGCAGCGCUUGCGUUGGACCCUGCCUCGGCCACCGCCACCCAAGUCUUGGGAUCCAUUAUGAAGAUCAAGAUGGAGCUGGAGGAGAAGAAUCGCCUGGUGGAAAUGCUGCAGAAUGCACUGGCCCAGCAGAGAGAGCUGACGGUGCAGCACGUGAAGGAGACGGAGAAGGAGCUGAGCCGAAACCUGCAGCUGCAGAGGGACCAGUACGAAGCCACGGUGCAGAGACACCUCACCUUUAUAGACCAGCUGAUCGGCGACAAAAAAGCUCUGAGCGAACGAUGCGAGGGCGUCAUCGCCGAGCUCAAGCUAGUGGACCACAAGUACACCAAGAAGAUCUCCCAGAUGCAGGAGCAGCAUGAAAUGGUUUGGCAAAUCCUGGGUCCGCUGUGCGAGGAGAUCAAGAAGCUGAAGGAGCUGAUGAGUGUGACGGAGAAGAUCCGGCGGGAGAAAUGGAUUGAUGAGAAAACCAAGAAGAUCAAAGAGAUCACAGUCAAAGGCUUGGAGCCCGACAUCCAGAAGCUGAUCUCCAAGCACAAGCAGGAGCUGAAGAAGCUGCACACGCUCCACGAGGCCGAGCUGCUGCACGCGCACGAGCAGGGGGCCGAGCGCUGCGCUCGACAGUGCGAGGAGCUGCGGAGGCAGCUGGAGAACGAGAAGGAGGAGCAGUGCCGCAAGGAGCGAGACUUGGCCCGCCGCAAGUUUGAGAAGCAGCUCCAGGAGGAGGAGAUCUCCCUGCAGCAGCACAGAAAGCGCAUCCACAAGGAGGUGGCCGACGAGAAGGAGCGCUUGGCGCAGCUGGCGGCCAGGCAGCACUCGGAGAUGGAGGAGUUGCGUCGACGCAUGGAGGAAAACUCCUGCAUCGCCGGAAGGGUUUUCAGGGAGGAGCUGGACAAAACCAGAGAGGAGCAGGAAAGGAGACACCAGGCGGAGCUGACGAAGCUUCAGGAGCGUUUUGACCAGGAAAAGAUGAGCUGGGAGGAGGAAUAUAGGAAGAAACAGGAAGCGGGACUCCUGAGACACGAGCGCCAGCUGCGAGAGGAGCUGCGGCAGGAGCGCGACAAAGAGAUCCAGCUCGCCAUCUGGACGCUGGAGGAGGAGACCAGCAAGGAAAAGGAGGAGAGCGAACGAGCCGCACAAAACAGGGUGAAUCGCGUGCGGGAGGCGUACGAGGCGGAGCUGAAGGAGUUGGAGCGUUCCCUGAGGGAAGCCCUGGACAAGCAACAGGAGCUGAGGAAACAUCACAUGGACGCGCUGCAACAAGUCGACGCGCUCAAGGAUGCACUGCGCCGCAAGGAGGAAGACCUGCUCAUUGUCACGCAGAACCGGGACCAACUCCUGGAGGAGCGCCACAGUCUGGCCUCGGUGAUCCAGCAGGAGUUCGACGCGCGCCUGCUGCUGGCCGAGGAGGAGGCGCAGAGGGCCAGGGUGGAGGCGGAGGAGGUGCGCGUCACGCUGCAGGCGGAGGUGGACAGGAUCAGCAAGGAGAAAGAAGACGAGCUCCACGAAGUGCACCAGCGAGUCAAGGCGGCCAUCUUGAAGAAAGACGAGGCGGUCAAUGCUCUGCGGCGGCAGCACGAGGCUGCUCUGAAGAGGGCGGAGCACCUGGAGGCCUUGUGGGAUGAGCAAAGGAGGCAGCUGAUGGAGAAAUGACCUCAAGACCGCACUCUGAAGUACUCACUCGCACCCUCACAGGAACGUUUCUAGUGUGUCGUGGGUAUUUAUUUUUUUUAAAUGGAUAUCAUCGGGAAAAAAAACACGCGCUCCUUUUCAAUGUUUUUCAUGCGGCAGGUAAAUCCACCUGUUGCGGAUCGUCUCACCGCUCCGCCGUUUUGUGCCGAUGACUGACAUUGAUGUCAAAGUACCUUCAGGUUCGCAUUGCGAACGUCACCGCUGGCCUCUUUUCUGUUUGGUCACCUGACCUUUGAAAUGCAAGGCCAAGUGCACUUUGACCUCAAUUUCAGUUGAAAGUAGAGGGUAGCGGAAGGCCAAAAUGGCCGCCACCUAGGUUGGAUGAAAAUCGCGCUGCUGGAUUCUUAUUCCACGAAGGCAAUUUUCAUCAGAAUACCAUGCUUGGACUCGGUGUAACGCAAGGUGACCUGAAGUCGUAUCUGUGAAGUCACAAGUGACAGGAAGGAUCAGCUGGAACAAACUGAACCCCCUCUCGCCCCCCCACACCACUUUCUGGCCCCUCCCACGACGAAGCAAGAAUGUCUCAAUGAUCCUCAGAUCUUUUCCAGAUGUUUCUGUGACCAGCCCGGGCAGGCCUGCACCACUGAGGGUUGGGUGGAGCCGGGUUGUGUAAUUUAUAGUGACUCGUGUUUUGUUUCUGGGAAGCGGGCAGGAAAGACUGUCGAAUGUUCUCAAAAAAAGAAGAGGACUUGUCGGGAUGGGCGAUGUGUUUUGAGGUGGCCUAAUUGCAGUGUGGAUGCGCCAGCAUGCACCGAGAAGAAUGUUCAGGUGGGGGAAAAAAAGUUUGGGGGGUGGGUGCUCUCCGAGCACAUCAAGUCACGUGACCAAAACGAAGGACUAAACGGAAAAAUGAAGGAAACCCGUGCUGAUGUAUUCAUUUUCACUUGUUAUUUAUUGUGGUGGAAAAAGCUGCUGGACCACCGGGGGGGCGAAAUAACAUUUUUUUUUCUUUCUUUCAAAAUGUGUUCAUGAAAAAUCUAUUGAUACUUUUUCUACUCUGUCCAGUUAUCAGAUGUCUUGUACAUAAUAGAAGAUGUACCACCCUUUUAUUUGAGUGAAAUGCGCUCAACAAUAAACGUUAGCGAGACGAAUGUCACCCUG